Molecule: messenger RNA, 861 nt
Organism: Fonsecaea nubica
Lineage: Eukaryota; Fungi; Ascomycota; Eurotiomycetes; Chaetothyriales; Herpotrichiellaceae
Exons: 1
Coding region: 1-861 (286 amino acids)
Source: RefSeq, a predicted model, not a curated record
AUGGCGGAACUUCCAUUGACUGCCCCUCCCUCCCAGGACACGACCGCUCCCACCCUGCCUCCACAGCUCCAUCACAAACCCGUCCUGCGACUUCACCUCGACGACAUUGGCCACCCGGCUGCCCAGGUGGCUUCCAGUUCCCUGGAUGGAGGCCUAUAUCUGACCAGAGCUAUUGAACACGUCGUAAUGCACUUGUACAGACCUUACGGGUUGAGCGAAAUUCCCAGAGUCAGAUCGGUCACGGUAGUCCUACGCGCCAUGGGGGGAGUGGCCUACACCACUGGAUUGCCACUUGAUGACCUCCACAAGGAGAUUCACCUGUCGCUCGACUAUGUUCACGGCGUCUUAUCAAGAAACUCAGCAGGACUACGCCAUGAGAUUGCCGGAGUCAUCACGCAUGAGAUGGUUCACUGUUUUCAGGGCAACUGUCAUGGCACUGCUCCUGGGGGGCUCAUUGAGGGCAUUGCAGACUUCGUUCGAUUGAAGGCCGGCCUCUCGCCACCGCAUUGGAACAAGUCACCCGAGAACAGAGGGCAGAAAUGGGACGAGGGCUACCAGAAGACUGCGUGGUUUCUUGAUUGGUUAGAGGAAUUACGAGGACCCGGCACCGUAAGUCGGAUGAACGAGACUAUGCGGAAGGUGAGGUAUCAUGAGCACGAGUUCUGGACGGGCAUUUUUGGGGAAUCCGUUGGUCAGCUCUGGACCCGCUACAAGGCGACGUGGGAGACUGGAGCUCAGGGAAGUUCCCUUCCAAUGGCCACAGAGCAAAGCAGUGACAGUUCAGCACAAGAGGGGCCUGAGAAAAAAGAGAAGCAGCUGGUGAUCCCAGAGCAAAGGAAACCGAAGCAUUUUGCCGCUUAG